Molecule: messenger RNA, 1815 nt
Organism: Spodoptera littoralis (African cotton leafworm)
Lineage: Eukaryota; Metazoa; Arthropoda; Insecta; Lepidoptera; Noctuidae
Source: the annotation of a GenBank genome assembly
AUGCACGAUCUAAUGACCGAUUUUGAGACUGUUACACCUGAUUUGUGGAUGGCAAACGAAGAAGCAUGGAAAGAGAAACUAUUAAAACUGCCUAAUUGGUUCCAGAUACCUCUCAUCAAUUCAAAUGCUUCCCACAACCUACCUGAUGGCACUUUGGUCCGUUUCCGAGGAAUGGUACAGGAUAUGCACAAUCCUGAGUUUUAUUUUGAACAGUUUGAAGUGUUUAACACAGUCACAAAUGUUACCAAAAGUAAAAGUGGCAAGUACAGGGACACAGCUCAUAUAUUGGAAAAUGAAAAAAUCAACUACACAGAGAAUCUCAGAAGCUCACAACGCCAGACGAUGGUUGUGGUGUCAAUGCCUGGCCUUAAUGACUGGGCACAGCAGUUAGAAGACAGACAAAACCAUUUAAAACAUUUAGAACAACAACCAAACACAUCUAAACGCUUGACUAACACUGGUACGAAGUUGAAACGAAGUCACGAUGAGACUGAGGAAGAUUCUGAUGCUAUGGAAGUGGUUGAAGAGGUAGUUACCAAUAAGGAACCGAAGACUAGUGAUACGGAGACUAAUACGGGUAGCGUACUGUCUAGGGAGCAUUUGUUAAACUUCCCUUUGCCUGAUAUGCCAAGCAAGUCUUGUAUUGUUAAGAUCUACGAUGACAGUGAGAAUGUGAAACUGAAUGAGAUGAUAGAAGUAGUAGGCUUCUUAUCAGUAGAUCCAGCAUUAUCAGGGGAGUUCCAACCAGAGAAGGAUCCUUUACUAGAUCCUGAGACGGAGUCUGAGGUGGAAACUAUCACUCACAACCCUCCACCGAGCUUAGUACCAAGGCUACAUGCAGUGUAUGUGAAGAAGUUGGAUCAUUGCAACCCUUUAAUCCAGAGUUUUGAUCAAGAAUCAGUAUUAAAAGAAGCAAAUUCGGCGCGCGAACAUUUAUUGAAGGCUCUCACAGAACUGUUGUUGGGCGACAAACUCGCUGCUGAGUAUUUGAUAUGCCAUCUCAUAUCUUGCAUAUAUUUGCGACAAGAAACCCUGUCUCUCGGCCAGUUCUGCCUCAACCUAUCAAACCUGCCUACACAGAAGUACCCUAACUAUGCAAAACAGUUGUAUGAGAUUAUCAAGCAAUUUGUUACGAAGAGUUACUACUUACCACUAACUAUUGAAAACAUGAAUACACUCAGUUUGUUGCCUAAAAAAGACUAUGAAUGCAACCGCCUUACAAGUGGAGUACUACAGCUCAGUAAAGACACCCACCUUGUGUUAGAUGAGACUAAAAUGGAACAGGGGCGACUAGACGCCACCGGAGUGAACAAUAUUGCGGCACUGGGCAACAUGAUCAUGACACAGAAAGUGGAAUACGACUUCAAGUAUUAUAAAAUGGACUUUGAAUCUGAUGUGUCAGUGCUUAUACUGUCUGAAGGCAAAUCUUUGUUACCGAGUGAUUACCAUCUCCCACUGCGCCCUGAAGAAGCUUCGUUGAAAAUAUUCGACGCUAUCGUCGAGGCAGCGACUUAUUAUUUGAAGGAAGAUAUCAUGAACAUUAUUAGGAAGUACCUAACUAGUCUUAAGCUUGUGAAGUAUACUAUAAGUGAAGAUUUGCAGUUUGUGGAAGACGAUUUCAUAGAAAUGAGGAGCAAAUCGGAUUCAGAUAACCCAGUGACGGCAGACGAUUUACAUAGACUGCUGGUAUUAGCGCGGCUGGUCAGUCUCUCCCGAGGGCUGGAUACCCUCAACAAGGAAUGCUGGGACAUUACCAAAAAUAUGGAGGCGGAACGACUUCAACGGAUAAAGAAUAGGGUUGCGCCCACUUUAUAA